AUGAAGGGGAAAGGAAUCAUGAUUAGCAACGAUACAACGUGCAUCGAUAAGGAUUGGUGUAUCUUUGGACAGUUUAAGGACGAUAAACUGCACAGCACCGAAAAAGGAGUCGCAAUAUUUCGCGAUGGAAGGUCAUUCAAGGGACUGCUAUCCUUCGAAGGACCGCUCGGAAAUGGGACCUGGUUCCACCCCGCCAAAGGUUCAAUGAAUAUUUUCACAAAUCCUGACGAAACCGGACAAAUCGGAUAUGCUCUUUCCGGAUUUUUUAGAGGAACGUGGGAUGAUGUUAUCGUUUCCAAUGGAAAACUUGAGAGAAGCGAACAGAAAAGUGCUGUGUUGUGCUUGAAAGAUCACAUCCCACCCGAAACCAUAUGGGCAUCCGUCUUCAACAGCUUUGCAGAGCACGUUUUAGGGACCGAUAGCAUUGACGAACAGGUUGAUGGAGGCAAAAUAUGGAUCAAGAUAGGAAUCUACAUGGCUCGGGCAAAGCGCAAACAACAACUCAAAAAAAAAGGGUUCGAACUCAUAUUUUCCGACUUCGACGAAGACAAGAUUGCUCGAUUUUGUCAGUACGGUCAUGCACUGACAUUGCUGUCAGAAAAGCCACUCAAUGACGUGGAAGGCUACGGUGAAGCGGACGAUAUGGACAACGACCCUCAUCUACAUUCGACUUUAUCAAAAGAACUGGAUGUCGCGCCUGAAAUCGACUGUAACGAUUGGGAGAAAUUGCAAAAAUAUCUUGGCGAUGCAUUUCAGAACCAAAGCCAUCCACUAUGCCAUAUUCACGAGCUUCUCGGGAACUGUUUUUUCGCAACAUAUUCCCAACCGGAAAAGGAUUCAUUACUUUGUGAAAUGGCGAAACAGGAACUGAUCGCAAUGUGCAGUCGUAUUUACACCUCAUUAAUAAUGCGUAUGUUUCCAGCGUUGCCCAAACUGGUUUACGAUAUGGAUGGAAAUUCAAUCGACCCCACACCGUUUCAAUUGAUGUAUCCGAUUGUCUUGACCGAUGCAAUAUAUCUAACACUGCUUCAGCUGUACGUUCAUCAGUACAGGGAGUUGGACGAAUUAUACAGUCAAAAGAUGCUAUUCUUCGAAGGACGAACAGAUGAGUUUAUCAUGCAGCAUAUGGAAUGCAAAGAAGCUGAUAUGCUGCAAAAUAACAAUUUCAAACAAGCGGUGGCUCUUUUCUCCAGUUUCAAGAACAAUCGCAAUCCUUGCGAAACGAUGUACGUCAUACAACAGGUUUUCAAUCUUCUCAACAAAACGCUGGUUGAGCACAAAAAAGACGGAGCUGAUGCACUGAUCCCGCUAACGGAGAUGCUCGUAGUAAAGGCGAGUGUGCCACAUUUUGGUGCAGAGAUCAGUACCUUGACAGGGUUGAUGAGUUUUGAAGGAAACAACUGGUACCUAAUAACAACGUUGCAAGCCAUGUACAAACAUCUGCUUAAUGUGGAUAUUUUCCAGCCUGAUGAUCAGUGAUAAGGCUAAAUAAUGGAAUAGUGUGGAUCAAGGCAGACUAUAGUAUUCAGCCAUUCCAUAGCAAAACGAUAUAGUGGUUCUCAGAAUUUCGUAAAGAUGGGUAGUUUUGUUCCUUAUCGCAAAAUAUUAGACCCGUUUUUUUUUAUUUU
This is a messenger RNA of Ochlerotatus camptorhynchus, 1628 nucleotides long. Its product is annotated as alsin homolog. The coding region runs from base 1 to 1479 and encodes 492 amino acids. NCBI's taxonomy places the organism in Eukaryota, Metazoa, Arthropoda, Insecta, Diptera, Culicidae. Gene Ontology annotation, cellular component: intracellular membrane-bounded organelle; cytoplasm. Gene Ontology annotation, biological process: regulation of GTPase activity; endosomal transport. The transcript is spliced from 5 exons. The record is from RefSeq and is a predicted model, not a curated record. Gene Ontology annotation, molecular function: small GTPase binding; guanyl-nucleotide exchange factor activity.